UCAAUUCCUUUGACUGAAGAGUUUAAUCGAAAAAAUAUGGCCUUGGUAAACGUCAUUUAUUAAGCAAAACGUAAAAUGUAAAUAUAUUUAUUUCACCGAUCUGCUUAAUCAUUAGAUAAAUGCUAGUACUGCUGAGUUUGCUGCUGAUUGACCUUGUAUCAGCUGUGAAGGUCAACACAGAGCAGAAUGAGUCAGCUAUGACAAUCAAAGAAUUCAGGUAUAGGUCUCUACUGACUGGAAAGGAUCUGUUGGUUAAAUCUUCUGUAGAAAGAGUUCUUGAUUCUUCGUGCUUUGUAAAUGAUAUACACUGUGUACUAGAGAACAAUAAUAUAAUAGAUGCUUUCUUUUCUGUUUAUUCAGCUCAAGAUUGUCAGUCUACCUGUGCCUAUAGUGGGUUGACCUGCGCAGCGUUUACGUGGUUUGGAAAGGAUCAUCCAAUAUUUCCAAACUCAUGUUUUAUAUUCUCCUCCUGCUCUACUGUUAGAAGAUCUGAGAAAGCAACUUCCGGUCCCUCUUCCUGUUCCUGUGGCGCAGCAUAUGCUUGUCAAGGAGUCAAAGGAAACUUUGUUAAACUUCAGUUGAAUAUUAGAGAGGAAAAAACCUGUCAUUCAUUAUGCAGUGAAAACUCAAGAUGUAAGUUUUAUACUUGGUUUGGUUUGGAUAAUGCUGUAUUCACGAACUACUGUUUCCUCUUCUCAUCAUGCGACCAGAAAUCUUGCAGCUGCAAAUCUUGCUUUAGUGGACCCUCUUCAUGCUUUCAAUACACACUUACACCUGAUAUAUCAAGCAUUCCUUUAUCCUCAUCAUUCUCAUCAUCAUCAUCAUCAUCAUCGUCAUCUUCAUCUUCAUUCCUUAGUUCCUCCCUCUCUACAUUAUCUACAGGACUAGAGACUGGUAAAAUCCCUGUACCUGGGUCAGGUUCUGAGAGUUUUCUCUCUCUUCUCCCACCUCCUGGAUCUCCUCCGACCCUUGGUUCAGGAGCAGGGUCAGGACAGUACAAUCCUACCGCAGGAUUAUUGAGUACUCAAGGAGGAACUUCUAAUUCAGGGGGAACUUCUAAUUCAGGAGGCACUUCGAAUUCAGGAGGCAAUUCGAAUUCAGGAGGACCUUCGAAUUUAGGAGGCCCUUUUAGCUCUGGAAACUCAGGAGAUAAUUUGAAUUCUGUUGGUUCAGUUCCUCUAGAUGGAAGUAAACUGGAAAAGUAUGGAAACACUGUUAUUAAUUAUAUGCCUGCGCUGAAGUGGCUACUGGUUCUCAUCAAGAACAACAAGAGUUUAAACGACGUAAAAUAAUUAAAAAUUACAAAUUUGCAAAUUCAAGGAACUUUCAAAGCUUUGUUUGGAAAGAAAAGUGUAUUACUGUUGUAGGAAGAACUGUAAACAAAAGUGCGAGGUGUUUUUUUUUUUAGUACUUUAUCCAGAAACUGCAAGUCUGCAGUACACAGUUUUUUGUAAACAAAGAAAUAAAAUUGAAAUAAAGAUUGUAAUAAUGGAAAUGAAAAAAACGUAUGCAAAAUAUUUAAACCAUGAUAAAGUGCAUAAUAUGCAAAUUUUAUAUCAUUAAGUUCGCCCUGUGUGUACUAAACCUAAAUAGUUACAAAUCCGUUUAAUUUUCAAAUUAUGUAAAUUGUUAUUAAUCAAAGUUGGUUGAAUAAGCCUCAACUUCAAUAAUGCUCCGUCGGACCGAGGACAUUUGAAUAAAAUGAUCAACGAGUGCCAUUUACAUACAGGGUUACCCACAAAAGAUGAGACUUUAAUGAGACUAUAUAAUCAAAUAAGCUUGCAAAGACAGAAACUGGAGGCUACCAGAAAGAAAAUAAAACUCAUGAUCUGUGGGUCACCCUGUAUUAUAGAUAUAUGUGAUGUUCGUUUAAAAUGAAAAGUUACCAACAAAGGGUUCAACCUAAACAACAAAUGAAUGCUUAAAAGCAAUUUUGCUCAGAGGCCAAAACUUUUGGUAUUUGAAUCUCCGGCUAAUUCGAGCAUUCCAGGCUAAGCCGGAGAUCUUUAUGUUGACGGGUAAACCUGAACCGCAGAAAUUACUGCUGAGGUGAAAUUCUGUCAAUGGUAGAUUUGGGACAAUGAAGACUUUAAAUCCGGUAUAUUUCUGUACACUAGAUAUUGAGUUUAGUCGUUGAAUCCCUGGGCUGAGCAGGAAAUCCAACUCAAAAGUUCUCAGCUCAUCGGUCUGUUAUUUAUGGGGUUUGUUUACUUAACAUAUGUAAUAUUAUUCUGAUUUAUUAUCUUCUAUUUUCGUUCCUAGUUUUUUAUAUGGAAAAGUUUGAGGAAGACGAUAUUUGUCAGAAUCAUAUUUUCCAUUUUCCUCCUAAAUGUAAGAAUACUAGCGAAAUGUCGAUGAUAAAAUCUUAAAUUACAUCAGUAUAUAACCCUCACUCAAUAUCUAAAAAUAGAAUUUUCUGGUCAAGCGCUAAACAUUUACCUAACAAGCUUUAAUUUUAUAUUUAUUAAAGAUAAAUUUUAUGUACAAUGUAUGUCGACAGUGGACAUGUUAGUAGAGUCCCAAUACAAAUGUUGACUACAUGGUCACCCACAAAGAAUGAGACUUGAGAAACGACUGUUCACAAUUCUUUUAGUCUUUUUUCUGAGAUGCAGCUGGUCCCUUGCAGGUGCAUAACGUUUUCAUUUUUUUGAAAAACGAUCGUUUUUUUCGUUUUCCU
This is a messenger RNA of Eurytemora carolleeae, 2677 nucleotides long. RefSeq lists its product as uncharacterized. NCBI's taxonomy places the organism in Eukaryota, Metazoa, Arthropoda, Copepoda, Calanoida, Temoridae. The transcript is spliced from 12 exons. The record is from RefSeq and is a predicted model, not a curated record. Bases 120 to 1292 code for a protein of 390 amino acids.